This is a messenger RNA of Acanthopagrus latus (yellowfin seabream), 2243 nucleotides long. RefSeq names its product aldolase C, fructose-bisphosphate, b (gene aldocb). The coding region runs from base 142 to 1233 and encodes 363 amino acids. Gene Ontology annotation, molecular function: fructose-bisphosphate aldolase activity. Lineage: Eukaryota; Metazoa; Chordata; Actinopteri; Spariformes; Sparidae. Gene Ontology annotation, biological process: fructose 1,6-bisphosphate metabolic process; glycolytic process. The transcript is spliced from 9 exons. Gene Ontology annotation, cellular component: cytosol. The record is from RefSeq and is a predicted model, not a curated record.
CAGUGGUCUGACUCCGCCCCCGGCUCGAGGGUUUUGUAAAGGGUCACGUUGCGCUGCAGCAGUGAAACAGGAGACUCCUCCGCAUCCUCAGCACCCAGCACACCUGCCCUACGCGCGCCCAGACACCCAUCAGCAGCCACCAUGACUCACCAGUACCCCGCACUGACUCCUGAGCAGAAGAAGGAGCUGCAGGACAUCGCUCAGAGGAUAGUAGCUCCAGGAAAGGGCAUCCUUGCAGCCGAUGAGUCCACCGGCAGCAUGGCGAAACGUUUCAACCCCAUCGGGGUGGAGAACACAGAGGAGAACAGGCGUCGCUACCGCCAGCUGCUCUUCACAGCCGACCAGCGCAUCGACAGCUGUAUUGGCGGGGUCAUCUUCUUCCACGAAACCUUGUACCAGAAGACAGACGACGGCACUCCAUUCGCCAAGCUCAUCAAAGACCGCGGCAUGGUUGUCGGCAUCAAGGUGGACAAAGGUGUUGUGCCCCUUGCUGGAACAAAUGGAGAGACCACCACUCAGGGUCUGGACGGGCUGUCUGAGCGCUGCGCACAGUACAAGAAGGACGGUGCAGACUUUGCCAAGUGGCGCUGUGUGCUGAAGAUCAGCGAGACCACUCCAUCCGAGCUGGCCAUCUUUGAGAAUGCUAAUGUUCUGGCACGAUAUGCUAGCAUCUGUCAGCAGAAUGGUAUUGUUCCUAUUGUGGAGCCUGAGAUCCUUCCCGAUGGAGACCAUGACCUGAAGCGUUGCCAGUACAUCUCUGAGAAGGUCCUAGCUGCAGUGUACAAGGCUCUGUCAGACCACCAUGUGUACCUGGAAGGGACCCUGCUGAAGCCCAACAUGGUCACAGCCGGACACUCCUGCCCCAACAAAUACAGCAGCGAGGAAAUCGCCAUGGCUACCGUCACUGCCCUGCGCCGCACCGUGCCUCCUGCCGUCACAGGAGUGACAUUCUUGUCAGGUGGCCAGUCUGAAGAAGAGGCCAGCGUGAACCUUAACGCCAUUAACACCUGUCCGCUCGCCAAGCCUUGGGCCCUGACUUUCUCCUAUGGCCGUGCCCUGCAGGCCUCCGCCCUGAACGCCUGGAGAGGAGAGCUGAGCAACGAGAAGGCCGCCACCGAGGAGUUCAUCACACGUGCUGAGGCAAACGGUAAGGCUGCACUCGGCAAGUACGAGUCUUCUGGAUCUGGUGGCGCCGCUGGAAAGUCCCUCUACGUGGCUAACCAUGCCUAUUAAACAUCUAACUACCACAUUUAACUGUGGUCUUAUUGUAGUCUUAUAUCUGCUCUGCUAUCACCCCCUCACUCCUCCAUCAAUCACAGGCCUGCGCUGUCUACUGUACUUUAGAGUCGUCAGAGUUAUUACAAAGAUAUUAUUAGAUAUGUGUAUUUAAAAACAUAAUGUGAAAUUACUAAAGGGAACAGGCUUGGUUUUCCUUCUAUUUAAUCAAACAAAUCAAGAGACAAUUAUGACUUAAGUGGAAAACUAAUUUAUGUGUCCGUAACAGUUCGAGGGCUCUAGAGACAUGAAGUAAGAGGCUACAAACCUUUAACCACAGAUCAAGAUAAUCAGUCAGUAUUCAAUUCAUGCCUCUUCUUCACUCUAGUCUUGAGCCACUCCCAAGCAGGUCAGACCAGCAUGCGUGUGUCGGUGUUACGCUUUUGUCAGACGCAGUGAUUGCUCAUCCUCAAAAACGCUAUACUAACAUCCUCCCUGACAGCGGGACCAACCGAUUAUCAGCGGCACGUCCGUUAAAGGACACGACGGCAAGAGUUGUUAAGAUUCAGUGGAUCUUUUCAGUGCUCGUACUUUCAGACAGAUCCAGCAGAGGUCAGUAGACCACAACACACCAGGAUUCAUGCUAACGAUUUCGUCUCUUAACCUUUCUGUUCACACGCUUCUGAUCACCACUAAUCCGCGGUACAUCUUGUGCGUCUACUCUCAGUAUAACAUUAGCUUUCAAGUACAUACAGUAAUUAAUGUAUUCAGUUGUGUGAAGGUGUCGAUAUUAUGUGAUGCUUGUGUGUCAUCCCCCUCCUGAUUCCCCCCCCCCCAGCACACCCCCACAGGUAGAGGAGAUGGUUUCUAUAAACACUAUGUGGACCAAUAGGUGGGGUUAGCAGCGGGGAGGGAAGCAGUCACUGUGUUGGACUACUGUGAUGUGUGUGAUGUUAAUAUUGUUCUUGAAGCACUUGGUGUGUCAAAUAGUGGAGAAAAAUAAAAUAAACUUGAAAAACUAGCAAAGA